This is a messenger RNA of Trichomonas vaginalis G3, 1023 nucleotides long. RefSeq names its product protein serine/threonine kinase protein. Bases 1 to 1023 code for a protein of 340 amino acids. Gene Ontology annotation, molecular function: protein kinase activity; ATP binding. The transcript has a single exon. Gene Ontology annotation, biological process: protein phosphorylation. The record is from RefSeq and is a predicted model, not a curated record. NCBI's taxonomy places the organism in Eukaryota, Parabasalia, Trichomonadida, Trichomonadidae.
AUGAUAACCUCGUUUCCACAAACCAUCCACUCUUAUAUUUUUAAGAAAGCGAUUGGUAAGGGAGGUUUCUCAACAGUAUAUCUUGUUGAAAGUGAAGUUUAUCAUCAAAACUACGUAGCAAAAGUCACUCCGAUUGAUUUAGAAAAGCCGCACACAGGAGAUGUCGAUCCGCUCGAUGCGGAAAUUAAAGCACUCAUGAACCUCUCUCAUCAAAACAUCAUUCGACUUUACGAUCAUUUUACCGAGGGUAAUAAUUUCUUUGUAAUUCUUGAAUACUGUCAGCUUGGUUCCUUGCAGGACUCCGUAGGAGAAGAUGGCUUAACUUUACAGCAAUUUAUAUGCUAUGGCAGACAGAUAUUGUCAGCUUUGGCAUUUGUACAUUCCAAAAACAUUGCUCAUCGUGAUAUCAAACCAGGAAAUAUCCUCGUAGAUUCCAUGGGCCGUAUCAAAUUAUCUGAUUUUGGAAUCUCAAUCCUCGGAGCAAACAACGUUGUUUCAACAUUUUCCGGUUCUUUCCUUUACGAAGCUCCAGAAGUUAUUCUGAAGAAACCGCAUAAUCCUAUACAAGCCGAUAUUUGGUCGUUGGGUGUUUUAUUUGCAUAUUUGAUAAAUGGAACUACUCCAUGGAGGAGCGAUAAUAUUAACGUGCUCAAAAACAGAAUCUGCACAGCUACCUUUAAACUUAGGUCAAAUACUCCUCCUGAAGUUGCUGAAUUAAUUACGAGUAUGCUCAAUAUAGAACCUAACGAAAGACCAACAGCCCAAGAGAUUCUUGAAAUGAGAUUAUUCGAAAAAGAGUCUAUUGAACAGACUAUUUCAGAGAGUAACUCAAUUCAAGAUGUUUUAUCACCAAAAGGAAGAGCCAACAGAAGAACUUUGCCAAGAAAUAGAUCUUCCUUUGAACCACAGUCAAAAGCCAUUAAUAUUUUCAAGAUGAAUCUAAUGGUAGGGAGUAAUAAUAUGCCAAUGAUUAGAAAUAGAUUUCACAGUGGACAAAUGUCUACAUUUGUUCUAGAUGAAUAG